Lycium barbarum (goji berry) is the source of this 1181-nucleotide messenger RNA. Its product is annotated as probable RNA-binding protein ARP1. The record is from RefSeq and is a predicted model, not a curated record. Gene Ontology annotation, molecular function: RNA binding. Lineage: Eukaryota; Viridiplantae; Streptophyta; Magnoliopsida; Solanales; Solanaceae. The transcript has 6 exons. Bases 138 to 962 code for a protein of 274 amino acids.
UCCCCCUCACCCCACUCCUCUUCCUAUUUCCCAAGUUUAUAUAGUCUUGAAGUUCUCCUUUCAAAUCCUCUAUUGUCUGUCCUUAAAACUCCAAAUAAACUUCAUUCAUUAUUCUGUCUCUCUUCCAUUUUUUGUGCAUGCUUAUCGAGAUGACGAUGAGCAAUAUUAACCAGCAUCACAACAACAACAUGGUGGGUGAGAGAGAUACAACGUUGACAAAAGUGUUUGUGGGAGGGCUGGCAUGGGAAACUCCCAAAGAAGCCAUGAGAGAGCACUUUGAUAAGUACGGUGAAAUCUUGGAAGCUGUCAUCAUCUCUGACAAGCUCACCGGCAGAUCCAAGGGCUAUGGCUUUGUGACUUUUAAGGAGGCAGAAUCAGCCAAAAAGGCAUGUGAGGAUGCAACUCCCAUUAUCAAUGGCCGUCGAGCCAACUGCAAUCUGGCAUCUCUGGGCGCACGGCGUUCCAGACCCUCUCCCUCUAUCACUACUACUACUACUCCUCCUCCUCCUCCCCAAGGACCGAAUGUGGUAGGACCAAGGGCCAAUUCAGCAUCACCUGCAAGUCACGUGCAGUGGUAUUAUCCUGCUGCGGCACCACAAGCUGCAGCUUCGGCUUCACCAUUUCACCAUCAGCACCAUCAUCAACCACUUCCUUUCUAUGGGUAUUCUCCAGCUUACAUUGCCACAGACAUGAAUUACAAUCAUAAGCUAAGCUACACUGGUGGGGCCUACAUGAAUGGUGGACAUUUCUCUCAAGUGUAUCCAGGUCAGCCAAUGAUGGGUGGCAACACAUUGAUGCCAAUGUAUCCAUACUAUCACUACCAUCAUCAUCAGACACAGACAAUGGGCCUUCCAGCCCAUAUCUACUCUCCAACAGCUGCUGGCCCAAUGGCUGCUGUCCCUGCCCUUAUGUCAAAGUCCACAUCAGUUCCUCCUACUGCAGUUUGUUUGGCUGUGGAAUAGGUACAUUUAUGAUCAAAAGGGUGAUGGCAAAGAGCAAUUAGAUUUGGAGAAAGGUGGUGUUUGGAUCAAAUAACAAACGAGGAUGAUUAGGCUGCUCAGAACAAUGCUAUUAUUAGAGAUCUGCAGUGGCUCUUCUAAUUAAUUUCCAAUUUCAUUUAUUUUUUACUUUUCUCUUCUUUGUAAUUUUUUAAGCAAGAAAAAAGAGAUUAUUAUUAUCAA